Perkinsus marinus ATCC 50983 is the source of this 525-nucleotide messenger RNA. RefSeq lists its product as hypothetical. Gene Ontology annotation, biological process: mRNA splice site recognition. Gene Ontology annotation, cellular component: U2-type prespliceosome; U1 snRNP. Gene Ontology annotation, molecular function: mRNA binding. The transcript is spliced from 5 exons. The coding region runs from base 1 to 525 and encodes 174 amino acids. Lineage: Eukaryota; Perkinsozoa; Perkinsida; Perkinsidae. The record is from RefSeq and is a predicted model, not a curated record.
AUGGAAGAGGCAAGGGCCUUGCUCGAUCAGCUCAUGGGUCGCGACAGAAACGUUUCUGCGGCAGAAAAAAAUACGAGUGAGGAGAAAAAGAUUAACUGGAUGACGCAGACGCGAUACUGCCCGUACUUUCUGGUGGAUUUCUGCCCUAAUGAUCUAUUCGUGAACACGAGAGCUGAUAUGGGUAUGUGCAAUAAGGAGCAUUGCGAAUACACCAAGUCACGCUUUGAUAAAUGGGAAGACUGUGCGGAAAAGAGAGCUGUGGUUGAUAAGUACUCUCGAGAGCUAUUGAGCUUCUUGGAAUAUUUGGAGACACAACUGGCGCAUAAGAUAAGGAGAGGUAAGGCUCGAGUCAGUGCCGAGAUACCUGACAUAGAAGUUCCACCACAGAAUAAGGAGCAGAUAGAAGAGCUAAAGGGCCGUAUACACGGUAUCGUGAAGGAGGCUGAGGAGCUCGCCGAGAAGGGUAGAAUUGUCGAAUCCGAGAAGAAGAUGGGACAGGUUGGUCGUUAUCGAAAGCCUCCUUGA